Molecule: messenger RNA, 166 nt
Organism: Prorocentrum cordatum
Lineage: Eukaryota; Dinophyceae; Prorocentrales; Prorocentraceae
Source: the annotation of a GenBank genome assembly
GACGACCGUGGGGAGGAGGUCGCCGCGCCGGCGGAAGGUCUCGGGGUUGGGGUGCGAGCCCAGGCGGAGAGAGCGGCCCUCAGAUGCCCUGGGCCCGGAGACGUCCGCGGGCAGGCGGAGGCCCGCCGGCAGCAGCCGCAGCGAUGACGUCGCCCACGCCUUGCAG